Cantharellus anzutake is the source of this 1794-nucleotide messenger RNA. Its product is annotated as tRNA-splicing ligase. NCBI's taxonomy places the organism in Eukaryota, Fungi, Basidiomycota, Agaricomycetes, Cantharellales, Hydnaceae. Gene Ontology annotation, molecular function: RNA ligase (ATP) activity. Gene Ontology annotation, biological process: RNA processing. The record is from RefSeq and is a predicted model, not a curated record. The transcript is spliced from 3 exons. Bases 1 to 1794 code for a protein of 597 amino acids.
AUGCCUUCAGUAAAGCGUCUCACUAUCGUGCAGAACUUCCAACAACAGAACAGGUCUGUUGUGCUUGUGCCUAAUUCUGGCGAUCCCCUGGCUUUCAUCAUAGAUGCAGCGAAAAAAAAGCUGAGAAUAAAAAAACCCUCAAAAGUAAAAGUCUUUCGCUCAGAUGGGACUCAGGUAACAGAAUCGUCGUCCAUCUUAGACCUCGACACCGACAGUACCAUACUAAUAUCAUCAGGCGAGCCGUUUGUUGGUGGUGGGACGGCCCAAUCACUACCUCCAAUUGCCGCCUUGGCCUCGCUAUCGACGCCAUCGGCCUCAUCGCUUCCUGCCACUAAUCCGUCGGAGUCGCACCAACCCGAUAUACCAUCAGAAGCCAUCGUACUUGCCCAUGAGUCGUAUGUAGAUCCCAGCGCAAUUGCACAGCUCAAAGCGAUCUCCAAGCUCCAAGGCGUCCUCUCCACUAUCGGGAUGCCAGAUCUUCACCCAGGAACCACGUUCCCAAUUGGCGCCAUCGUCAUAACAAACCAUUCAACUAUCAGACCCGCGCUCAUAGGUGGCGACAUUGGCUGCGGAAUGGGGCUGUAUGUCACUGGGAUAUCAGCAAGUGAGGCCAGGGAAAAGCCAAGCUGGAUUGCCAACAAGAUUAGGGACAUCGAAGGUGCCUGGGAGGGAGGAAAUGGCUGCACUGUCGAGGAGUGGUUAAGAGAGGCUGGGGUGAUAUCCAUCGACUCAACGUGGAAUUCGAGUUUAGGAACGAUUGGAGGAGGGAACCACUUUGCUGAACUUCAGGUUGUUGAAAAAAUUUGGGAUCAAGACGCUUUCGACGAAUUCGUUACCCCUGCAUUUUUUCCCUCUAGUCUUCGUGAACAGCGACUGCGUCCGGGUGAUCGAAAAGACGUGCCGUCUUCCCUUGAAACCAAAGAUUUCACUUCAAAUCUCUUCUUGCUAGUGCAUAGCGGAUCCCGAGGACUGGGACAAAAUAUCCUCGCCUCCACUAAAUCAUCAUUAUCUUCUGCUGGAAUUCACACAGGUGCACCUCUGGCGGAAGGGACAGAGGAGUUUGACACAUACCUUUCCCGGCAUGAUGAUGCUUGCCGAUGGGCUUGUUGCAAUCGAGACUUGAUUGCUCACCGGAUACUCGAACGCAUCGAUGAGACUUACAAUCCUCGGCCCCCGCAUACAAGCGGUAUCGACCCCGAUUCGGAAUGUGUGUCAUCCAUUCCUUUCAAGUUGAAACGGCGGAAAGUCCUGGACAUCUGGCACAACAAUGUCGAACGAAAUUCCGAUUGGGCACCUUCCAUCAUAUCACCUGCUGAGUUUCCAACAAGUAUAAAUAUCAAUCCGACGAGCCCCUUGGCACCUAACCAUGUUUGGGUGCACCGAAAAGGGGCUGCUCCAAGUGAUCGAGGCCUAGUAAUAAUCCCAGGCAGCCGUGGCGCAUACUCAUUCCUUGUACUUCCCACGGGUCCGCAGCAUCGUAAUGGAUUCUCGCUGGCGCACGGAGCGGGCCGCCAGCUCACCCGAACCAAAGCUCUCGCAGAUUUCUCGCGUAAAUACUCGCCUGGCCCUUCCAAAGGGAAGAAGUCAGAAGAGCGGUCACGGCACGAUGCAUCUUCCCUCGAGACUACCCGGUUUGGCGGGAAGGUCAUAUGUGAAGACAAAGAUUUGCUGUUUGAAGAGAUUCCAGAAGCUUACAAGGAUAUUGAGAAUGUCGUGAAGGAUUUGGCGGAUGAAGGCAUUGUAAAAAUUGUAGCCACGUUGGCGCCAGUGGUGACUUACAAGGUCCGUAAAUGA